Molecule: messenger RNA, 4335 nt
Organism: Linnemannia hyalina
Lineage: Eukaryota; Fungi; Mortierellomycota; Mortierellomycetes; Mortierellales; Mortierellaceae
Source: the annotation of a GenBank genome assembly
AUGCCAACGGCACCUGCGACUCCGACCCUGCCCCAAGUGUCCUUCGUCAACCUAUACUCGGAGGACCCAUGGAAGAAGCGACAGCGUGUCCGCAUCCAGCAGGCCUGCUCAGAAUGCCGCCGCCAAAAGAUCAAGUGCGACGGACAAAAGCCUUGCAAGUCAUGCAAAAAGAGCGACCGCAGCUGCAUCUACAAUGCAUCCGCCGGCAGUAAGGACGACCACGACCACCACAGCACGGCCCACGACGAACAUUCACCCGCUACAACAACCGCUGCCGCAACAACAGCCUCAACAACAAACAACUCCCCAACAGCACAAAAGUCAACACCCGAAGCGACCUCGACUCCAGAUUCUAACUCGUCCUCCGCAGAAAACUCCCAAGUCUCCACCCCCUCUCACCCGCACUCGCCUCACCCUUACUCAAAGUCGCAUCAGCCUCACCACCAGCCUCACAUCGUCCAUAGAGUCCAUCAUCACGCCCACCAUGUCCACCAGAACAAGGAUUCGCACUCGCUCUUUAUCAAGCAGGAGCCUUCUGACGUCGUCAAGCCUUCGCCUCUCCGGAGGGACUCCAAACACCACAAGAACAACGACCACCACCACGACAACGAUAAUAAGACCAAGAUUCAAGUCAAGGAUAUUGGCAAGUACGGUAUCCCUUUGGACGAGUGGCAAAAACAGGACGAUUCGACCCUCCAUGCCUCUCGUAAGACUGCUGGUUUGUACCUUUUCAACAUCUUUUUGGUCUUUGUGAAGAAACAAGGAUGCAAGUUUAUCUUGUACCUUUCGAUAAACCCUGGUAUCCCUGUAUCUCUUCCUACUUCAUUAAGGAACAAGGGCAGGAUAGCCCAGGCAAAGAGGAAUAUCUCGGGUGAAUCAAUGACAUCGUCGGGUCGACUCACUGACCCCUUUGUUUACCCUCUUCCCUGCCCCUCUCGGUCCACAUGGCCACUCUUCUGUCUAUUAUCAUAUCUAGGUUCGCAGAAUGCUAGUCCUCAUCCGAACCAGCAAUCACAACAGGCGCCUCCUCUUCAGCGAGAACCAAUGCAGGCGCAAUCUCUGCCUCCUCCUUUGUUCUCUGGCUUUCUCCAGGCGCCUGGAGCUCAAGAAAUGUUGCAGCAGCAUCAGCAAAUACAGCAGCAGCAACAACUUCAGGAGCAUAAUCGCCAAAUGCAGUUCCAGCAGCAGUUGCAGCAGCAGUUACAACAACAACAGCAACAACAACAACAGCAGCACUUGCAGCAGCAACAGCAGCAGCAGCAACAGCAGCAACAGCAGCAAAAUCAGAACCAGAGCCUCAUCCCCAGCCAAAGCCACAGUCUCAGCCAAACGCCAAUGUUGGUCCAAUCUCCGCCCAUCAACUCGAUCCAGGAUAUCAACACCUGCAUCGAUGACCUGGAGAGCAAACAUACCCACAACACCCUAGUCUACAUCAUGGAGUCUCUCAAGCUGACGGACACCACUAAUCAGACCUCAAGAAAGGCCUACGACCUCGUAGUCGAGAAAAAGGUUGAGAACCGUACCACCGUCCCAACCGAGAUGAGUCUCCCCUCGGACUUGUCCCUGCCAACACGAUCGACCGACCUCCCUAGCAUCGAAAUCCGGGAUCAUCUUGUCGACACCUACUUCACAUACCGAUACCCGAUCUGGCCCAUUGUCCACAAGGGCAUCUUUCUCACGCAGCUGCACGAUCCCAACAGCACCCCUUCGCUCCUUCUCCUGAACGCCCUCUUUGCGUACGCCUCUCGAUAUUCGGCCUGGUUGGUCCUUCGAUCGGAUCCGGAGAAACCAGAGACUGCCGGUCAGCUCUUUUUGGAGCGUGCUCAGGCUAUGUUGCCCGCCUUCCUGAUGGCUCCCCGACUCUCGACGGUCCAAGCCCUGCUCUUCUUGGCCCAAUUGGAGGACAACUCGACUCAGCGCCACACUUACCACAGUAUGGCUGUCCGUAUGGCUCAGCUCCUUGAUCUCCACAAGAGUUGCUCACACUUGGGCUUGCCUGAUGAUGAGAAAGAGACCCGUCGCUGUAUCUGGUGGACCUGUUACAUGAACGACCGCCUUCUCGCCCUCUCAACCCGCAAGCCCUCCAUCAUCCACGAUGGAGACUGCAGCAUCGACCUGCCUUUCCAGGAGCACAUCUAUGACGGACCAGGAAACAACUCGGUGUCUCUGUCGCAUUAUUACUCUCCACCACAGCUCUUCCACCAGCUGUUGUUGUUGAGCAAGAUUGUUGGCGGAGUCCUCAAGCACUUUACAAGAGUCGCCAACAAGCGAUAUCGCAGCCCCGAUGCUCACGAAGUUGCCUUGACCGCCUUGGACGAAUCCUUGUUCACCUGGUUGGCCUCCUUGCCCGACCAUCUGCAGUACACACCGGCCUCGGAAGCCUCGACCAUCAAGACUCUUCCUUCACCCUACGUCGCCGCUCUGCAUCUGUACUUUUACUCGAUCCUGCAUACUCUCCACAACCCCUAUAUGGACUCUUCCAACCCUCGCGCAACGAGCGAUAUGCCAAAAUCCUCGCCUGCUUUGGAGCGUUGCACCCUCGCCGCCUCAAUGAUCACAGGACUUUCUCGCUCGCUUUGUUUCCAACCACAGUACGGUCUCAACUUUGGCACGCAAUGCUACUCGAUCUUGCAUGCUGCCAUUAUGCAUCUCACCAACACCGCCAACACGACAUCCUACCAGAGUCUAAAGUCCAAGUCCCAGUUCAUUUCGACUCUGAGCGUCAUCAAGGCCUACUCUCAGCACUAUGCGUUCGAGGGUGUCAAGAAGAGUUCCGACGUCAUGGACAACAUCUACAACUGGCAGGUCGCCAGGCACCAGGACGAGCAGAGCCAGAACAAUACCCCGAGCCAGAGUCAGAGCCCACCGAUGGGUACUUCUGCUGCGUCGCCCAUCUCUGUCUCUUCUCCAAACAUGCACCCUGUCAUGCGCGAGGUCAGGCAUCCGGACCACCACCACAUCUUGCACCACUUGCAUCACCCAUACCUCCGCUCCGAUUCGUCGCCAUCAAGUCCCAAGCUCGCGCCUAACUCAGGAGCUAGCGCCAACUUUCCUUCGCUGUGUAUCCCCUCGUCGCCCGCUCAGACGCAUGAGAGUGUCUUGACCUCUAGGGCGCGUUCUCCUCAUCCUUGGCAGCUCACCCACAACAACAGCGUUGCCACGAGUAUCGCCAACACACCCACCAACAUUGGAAGUCCAUUGCUCAAGCAGGACUCGGACAAGACGGUUCCUGCACCGACAUCUGGACCCAACUCGACAGCCCAGGGUGUGGUUAAUUGCUCAUCGGAACCAACGCCCGAGUCAAAGGCGCUACUUUCUGACAUCUAUAGCUCAAACCCCACCAUCACGUUCGACAAUGGCCGUACUUCUCCUUUGGAUUCGACGUCUUUGGGCGCUAUCCUUGGCUUUGAGCUUCCUCACAGUGCGAACGAGGAGGAGGAUAAUGCCUAUUGGAACGCACAGGCCAACUCUUUGGGAGGCAUGGAUGGAUGGAACCAGCAGUUGAUGUCAGCUCAGGAGCACGUGUCGUACAAGAGCACCAUUGGAGGACCUGCCGAGUACUUGGGAGGCAACAACAGCUUGGGCAAUUUGGCACCCAACUACUUUGACACCUUGGCAGCCGAGUCUGGGGUUGACUUUUCUGGAUUCGGAGUUGGCGCUACAGGAAGCAAUUUUGGAUCGACUUCAUUUGGAGGAGUACCUAUGACUUCUAUGGGCGUUACCAACAACCUUGCCUUCCAGACCAUCCAACAGCGAACUCAACAACAACAGCAGCAACAACAACAACAGCAGCAACAGCAGCAUCAACAGCAACAUCAACAGCAAAGAUCCACGUCAUCAGACCAGCAACCUCAGCAACCCCAGCCACAAAAGACGUUGCACUUCAUCCCCACUUCACUACCAGAGUCUCAACAUAUGUAUAUCAAGCAGGAACCGUUCCAGUUCUCGCCUGACCUUGUGAAUCAAGUCUACCAGAAGACGUUAUCAGUGAUGGAGACUGGCCAAGGACCGAACGACAAUACGCCACAGCAACAGCGUCAGCAGCAGCAGAGUGUAUCGAGUAGCUUGAGCGCGAGUGCCAGUCCGUUGUCGGAGAUGACUCUUCCAGUACCGAACCUCAAGUCGGAGCAACAGGAGAUGCAGCAGCAACAGUUGUUCCAGCGACAAAUGUCGGAAAGCCUUCAAGGAGUGGAUAGUCCGGACACGACGGAUGGACUCUCGAUGGGACCCCUGGAUCUUUCGUCGGACACGUCAAGUUACUUCAACUCUCCCCUCGAAGGCCUCGCAGUGGACGAUACAAUAAUGAUGGAGGACAUUUCCGAGGAGACAUGGUAA